AUGACUACUGCUGCUUCUGCUGUUUCUACUGGCAUGACCAGUGCUUUUUCUACGGUCAUGACUUCCGCUGUUACUGUCACUACCGGUCUGGUGACACCACUGCCUAAUGCAGUGUCUCAUGCUGAGAAACCAGAGAAAUUCAGUGGUGUGAAUUUCAAACAGUGGCAGCAAAAGAUGUUCUUUUAUCUGACCAUGCUGAACUUGGCAAGGUUCUUGACUAAACCCAAACCCCAUGUUGAUGAAGGGGAUGUGGAUACUCAAUCUGUGAGCGCAAUGCAAACUUGGAAUCAUUCGGAUUUCCUGUGCCGCAACUUUAUUUUGAAUGGUUUGGUGGACACAUUGUAUAAUGUGUAUUGCAAAGCACAGAUUGCCAAAGAAUUGUGGGAGUCUUUGGAUCGCAAAUACAAAACAGAAGAUGCGGGCACUAAGAAAUUCGUGGUGGCUAAGUUUUUGGACUUCAAAAUGAUAGACUCCAAAACGGUCAUGAGCCAAGUCCAACAAUUGCAGGUUAUCCUUCAUGAUAUUCAUGCUGAAGGAAUGAUGCUCAGUGAAACAUUCCAAGUUGCUGCAAUGAUCGAAAAAUUUCCACCAAGUUGGGUUGAUUUCAAGAACUAUCUCAAGCAUAAGCGAAAGGAGAUGAACAUUGAAGAUCUUGUUGUUCAUCUUCGGAUUGAAGAAGACAAUAAAGUGGCCCUAAAAAAGGUUGAUGGUCCUGAAACAGUGAAGGCCAAUCUUGUUGAACAUGGCCAAUCUUCAAAGGGAAAAAACAGUGGAAAAGGUGGAAAGAAAAGUCAUGGGAAAUGCUCCAACCUUGGUCCUAAGGGAGGAGUUGGGAAAAGGAAGUUCCAAGGAACUUGUUAUAAUUGUCAAAAGCAAGGCCACAAGGCCAGUGAAUGCAAGCUUCCCAAGAAGGAAAAUGCUCGACAAGUGAACAUGGUUGAUGAAGUCGACAACCUGGUUGCCAUGGUCACGGAUCUCUCGAUUUUGGUGACUGAAGUUAAUUUGGUCGGGCAAAAUAACAAGGGUUGGUGA
Molecule: messenger RNA, 1032 nt
Organism: Helianthus annuus (common sunflower)
Lineage: Eukaryota; Viridiplantae; Streptophyta; Magnoliopsida; Asterales; Asteraceae
Exons: 1
Coding region: 1-1032 (343 amino acids)
Molecular function (GO): nucleic acid binding; zinc ion binding
Source: RefSeq, a predicted model, not a curated record